CCAUCACCCGCCCGGCGGAGGGGCGGGAGCCGGGACGUGACCCCGCCGGGCUGGCCGCGGAAGGGCCGACAUGGCGGGGUCCCGACAGUGGGCCCCCCUGCUCCUGUGCUUGCUGCAGUGCGCUCCAGGGAGGCCCUCUCUGGCCCCUCCCCAGAACGUGACGCUGCUCUCCCGGAACUUCAGCAUGUACCUGACGUGGCUCCCAGGGCCUGGCAACCCCCAGGACGUGACCUAUUUUGUGGCCUAUCAGAGCAAUCCAAUCACCAGACGGUGGCGAAAAGUGGAAAAGUGUGCAGGAAUCAAAGAGCUGGCCUGUCCUCUGAUGUGCCUGAAGAGACAGGACCUGUACAACAAACUCAAGGGGCGCGUCCGGGUGGUUUCUCCCAGCGCCAAGUCCUCCUGGGCGGAGUCCGAGUUGCUGGAAUACCUUUUUGAAGUGGAGCCGGCCCCGCCCAUCCUCGUGGUCAACCGGACAGAGAGGAUGCUGAGCGUCAAUGCCACAUACCAGCUGCCCCUCUGCAUGCACCAGCCAGAUCUGAAGUAUGAGGUGGAUUUCUGGAAGGAGGGCACCAGGAACAAGACCCACUUUCCUGCCACUCCCCAUGGCCAGCCCGUCCAGAUCCCCCUCCAGCCAGCUGCCAGCGGACGCCACUGCCUCAGCGCCAGAACCAUCUACACCUACGGUGCCUCGAAAUACAGCGAGUUCUCCGAGCCCACCUGCUUCUCCCUGGAGGGGCCUGGAGCCAGCUGGACCUUCCUGGUGCUGCUUCUGCUUCUGCUGCCACUGCUUGUGGUCAUUGCCACCGGGCGUGUGAUCUGGAAGAGCUUCACAGGGAACCUCUGUUUGCAGCGGGCCAAGAUGCCACAGGCCCUGGACUUUUCUGGACACAGACACCCAGUGCCAACCUUUCAGCCCAGUGACCCAGUGUCUCCAGAUGACCUGAUCCUCUGUCCCCAAAAGGAACUGACCAGAAGGGUCAGGGUGACCCCUGGAGUCAGAGCCCCAGCCACCGUCCAGGCAGGAUCAGAGGACGGUGCUGAGCAGGAGGAGGACGACGAGGAGGACACAGACGACAAUGUCAGCUUCCAGCCUUACAGACCACCUUCCUUCCUGGGGCAAGAGCACCAGAUCCUGGAACCCACUGAAGCAGGGGGCUCCUGGACUCUCCUGGUCCAGGCUGAAGGCUCGUCUGGUUGUGAUUGUUCAGACAGAAGCUGCACCAGCACUGGGGGCUCCUCCCCCUGGGAUGAGGCUGGGUCCUCUGGCUGUUUGGCCAAGAAGGGGCCAGGCCAAGGGCCGGGUGGGGACGAGUGUCAGGAGCCUUUCCCACGACCCAAAUCCUCUGAGGAUUCGGGUUCCCUGGCCGAGCCGCUGAGAGAGGACCUCUCCUGGGCCAGCUGGGGCUCCUCGUCACCAGGUCUGAAGCUCCUCCCCGAGGAGCCCCCAGUUUCUCUUGGGACACUGAUCUUCGGCUGGGACAGCAGCGCCGAGGAGGAGGAGGAGGAGGAAGAAGAGGGUGGGAGGGAAUCGGAAAUUGAGGACAACAGUGCCGGCAGCUGGGGGGCUGACGGCUUCCAGAGGACCGAGGUCAGGGGCAGUACACUGGGGCAUUACAUGGCCAGGUGAGCUGUCGCCCAGCUUCCCACCGAGUCUGGUGCUGCCGAGCUUCCCAAGGACCCAAGAUGCCACCGAGACCUGAGGGACUGGGAGCGGCAUCGCUGAGGUGCAGCCCCAGCUCAAGGCUGUUUGUCUGUUGGGUUGAGCAUUAAGAAGCCACCCCACCCUAUGACCAACCGGCUUUGGACUGAGCUCCAAGACGGAUGGAGACAAGGAUGGGCUGAGGUCAGAGGCUGGGUGGGAGUCAGAUCACCCCAUUGUCCCUGGGCUGAUAGGCCAGGUGGAAACGUCAUCGCUGGACAGUGUGAAACAGGUGAGGUCAGUCACACUGGACAUCAAGAGCUGCCACCACAAGGGGCCAUCUGGCUUUGGGGGAAGGAAAUUCGGAGGCACGUCUGUAUCAGAGUCGUGCCUUUCUCCAGCACCCACUGAGGUCCCUCCUCCCUUGAUACUUAGACUCCUGAUUCCUGAGUGUGGGCCCUGGUAAAGGAAAAUCCAGUUAGCUGAGAGCGUGGGAGGGGAAGGGAAAGGGUGGUCAUCAUUCAAACUGCAGUCUCUGAGUCAUGGAAUUGCACAGUUUUUAAUAUCAGACAGACCUGGGUUCAAGUCCCAGCUCUGCCAUUUACUCGUUGUGCGACACUGGGUUAGCCACCUUCUCUCUACCUCAGUUUCCUCAUCUGUAACUACCACCUGGGGUGUGAUGAGGGUUCCAAGAGAGAGAUGUGUAUAGCAUGUGCCUGCUGCGUCGUUGGCACUCUGCAUCGUGGCUGGAGGAUUCUCCAACCCACCCAGGCUCUGAGGAGAUGGCUGGGCGUCUGCCACCUGUGACCCCUAACCUCAGAGCGACUGGAAGCGGCGACCUCUCAGCUUGUCCGCUUCUAGUCUACCUCCUUUCUUCCACCCUCGCUGCCUCUCCCCAUCACGAAACGAAGCUCUCAGAAGGCAGAGCCCAGCCAAGGGGGACCCUGGUCCCUCUCCUUUUUCCCAGCAAAGAAAGAACCAAAUGGUCCACCUUCCAGGGGGUGGGGUGGCAACCUGGCAAGGCAUUGGACUCCUGCGCUUGGCAUCCCUGUUUCAGACAGAACUUGAGACCCUUUGGUUGAUGACUGUGGUUGUAAAGAAAUCCCAUUUUCCCUUCCAGUUCUGAGAAGCCAGUGUCUUCUGGAAACGGUGGCUGUCCUUACCUGGGGGUAUGAUGGGUGUUCUCAACGCGUUUGUUAACCUGCACCCACCAGUGUAUGGAUGAGCCCAGCCGAGUUUUCAACCACAGGGACCAAGAUUUUUGUCAGUUGUGUGGCCGGAGAGCUGAACAAUCUUGGCUCUGCCAUUUAAUCUGCCGGAUUUACAUUUCUCCAUUUGUGAGAAAAGCAUCUUUGUAUCCGUUUUACUCACAGAGCUGUGGUGUUUUGAAGCCAGUAUGAGAGUAUAGCAUUAAAUGAAAGAUGUGGAAAAGCUGCUCGAGGGCGUCUGGUCUGGGGGUUCUCAAACCAUGUUCCCAGAAGGCCUCAGCUUUCGUGGGGACAACUCUCAGUUGCAGGGGCAGCCAUGGACUAUAGGACCCCCUGACUUCCCCCAGAGUGGUUGCCCCGGGCUCUGAUUUACUCCAGCGGCCUUCCACAUGAGGUUGUGCUUUGGCUCUUCCGCUGCUAAAGAAAAAGUUAGCAAACCACUUUUUAAAUGGAACACCUGUCUUUAUUUCAGACAAAGAAGCUGAAAUGGUGGCUUACUAUGCAUAUCCUUAAGGGUGAGAUCUUUGGUCUCUGGCCAGCUGGCACAACCUUUAUGCCCUUGGCCUUGUCGACACGGUACCGAGGUCUCAGCAAGGAUUUCUGAGGGGCACUGAGCUGACAGGAGGCCUUCACCACUGCUGGGCCUCACACACACGCACACAUGCACACACACGUGUGUGCAUUUCUACACCUUCCACGGAACAUUCUCUGGCUGGCCUUGCAAACCCACUGAGCACAGGGGAGGCAGGACAAACCCUGGAACUGGGGAGAGCUGCAGCUCAGGGCCAGUUCCCCGGAAGAUGCCUAGACCAAGGCUGAUGUUCUUUCUGGAACCCAGCCUAGCUGCUUCCUGGAGGUAAUUUUGAAAAACUAAAAGCUAUCAUCGCUGUGCUCUCAGGCUUGUGUGACGGAACCACUUUAUUCUUAAACUUUGCUUUUCUUUUUUAAACAUUUUUUCCAAAGUUUCAUUUCUGAGAGAAGCUGAGCUCUCUAGGAAUUCUAAAUUUUAGCUCCUUUAAGGUCAUUAAGUCAUUCAUGAAAAGCGGUGGGAGGCAUUACCAAAGGGCAUGGCCAUCGAUAUAAUACCUAACUGUUUACAAAGCCCCUUUCGCCUACAGGGGCCUGGGGAACUGCGGAGCGGGAGCCCCGGGGCCACCCUUAAAGGCCAUGGGGGAAACAUGGGUGCUGCCUUAGGCGAGAGCAACAGUGUAAGUCGUCAGAGUACUGAGAAGAUUAUAUGUUGUUCUUAGAUAUUUGUAUUUAUUGUGAAUUUUGUUUAUAUCGUAUUUAAAUAAUUCCCUAAUUCUUUUUGGUAUCUACCCUAGACUGUUUUCAAUAAAGAGCUCUAUUUUUAGAGAAAAAGGCAGAA
Equus caballus (horse) is the source of this 4216-nucleotide messenger RNA. It is a transcript of the gene IFNLR1, whose product is annotated as interferon lambda receptor 1. Gene Ontology annotation, biological process: cytokine-mediated signaling pathway. Lineage: Eukaryota; Metazoa; Chordata; Mammalia; Perissodactyla; Equidae. Gene Ontology annotation, cellular component: plasma membrane. Gene Ontology annotation, molecular function: cytokine receptor activity; protein binding. The record is from RefSeq and is a predicted model, not a curated record.